Abrus precatorius (Indian licorice) is the source of this 714-nucleotide messenger RNA. RefSeq names its product NAC domain-containing protein 86. Lineage: Eukaryota; Viridiplantae; Streptophyta; Magnoliopsida; Fabales; Fabaceae. The coding region runs from base 1 to 714 and encodes 237 amino acids. Gene Ontology annotation, biological process: regulation of DNA-templated transcription. The record is from RefSeq and is a predicted model, not a curated record. The transcript is spliced from 3 exons. Gene Ontology annotation, molecular function: DNA binding.
AUGUCACCGGUUGGAUUACCACCUGGUUUUAGGUUCCAUCCAACAGAUGAAGAGCUCGUCAACUAUUAUCUUAAGAGGAAGAUCAAUGGCCAAGAAAUUGAACUUGAUAUCAUUCCUGAGGUUGAUCUCUACAAAUGUGAGCCAUGGGAAUUAGCAGAGAAAUCAUUUUUACCAAGUAGAGACCCAGAAUGGUACUUUUUUGGACCCCGGGAUAGGAAAUACCCAAAUGGGUUCAGAACAAAUAGAGCAACUCGUGCAGGGUACUGGAAAUCCACUGGAAAAGACAGAAGAGUUUCAUGCCAAAGCAGACCUAUUGGUAUGAAGAAGACUUUGGUGUACUAUAGAGGCAGAGCCCCUCAAGGGAUCAGAACUGAUUGGGUAAUGCAUGAGUAUCGCCUUGAUGACAAAGAGUGUGAGGACACAACUGGAUUGCAGGAUACUUAUGCAUUGUGCCGUGUGUUCAAGAAAAAUGGAAUCUGCUCUGAUAUUGAAGAGCAAGGGCAAUGUAGUAUGUCACUAAUUGAGAGCUCCCAUACCAUAAUUAAUGAGUGUGAAACAAUGUCUCCAGACAUACCAGGGGCAUCAUCUUCGUGCUUGGAAGAGGAAGACAAAGAUGAUUCAUGGAUGCAGUUCAUUACAGACGAUGCAUGGUAUUCUUCUAAUGCAGCUAUUGGUGGUGGUGAAGAAGUCUCACAUGUUACGUUUACAAACUAA